CAGAGGCAGAUGACAUAUGUCCAUCCAGACGGAUCAUACAGCGCUUUUGGCAAGAGUGACGCUUCAGGUAGUACUUGGUUGACUGCUUUUGUUGUGAAGUCGUUCGCUCAGGCCUCAGAUUUUAUCACCAUUGACGAGAAUGUGGUAAGGGAUGCCGUAACCUGGCUCAUUUCUCAACAAAACAAAAAUGGAACCUUCAGAGAACCAGGCAUAGUCAUAAACAGCAGAAUGCAGGGCGGCUCAGCAGCAGGUGAGAGGACUCUCACGGCGUUUACUCUUAUCGCUCUCAAAGAAGCAGAGAACAUGCAGGGG
Saccostrea cuccullata (small rock oyster) is the source of this 312-nucleotide messenger RNA. RefSeq names its product ovostatin-like. NCBI's taxonomy places the organism in Eukaryota, Metazoa, Mollusca, Bivalvia, Ostreida, Ostreidae. The transcript has 3 exons. The record is from RefSeq and is a predicted model, not a curated record. The annotation marks the transcript as partial.